CGGUGUUGGGUUCCAUUGUUUGUUUAGUGCGUGGAUAUGUGUGUCAAACCAAAAAAACGACUUCUUCAACGAUAAAACCCGAGAAGCCAACCGAGAAUUUAAUAGCACCGCACAUAACAUGCAGUUUUUGAUUCACUGGUUAUAGAAGGGGGAGUCAUUGUUCGAUUAUAAUGACAACAAUAACAACAACUGCAUCACCCACCUCCUCCUCGUCAUCCAACAUCUAAACCACAUGUACAAAAGACACAACAAUGCAUUACUUUAUCACCAUUUCUCGCAAUGUUUACCAUGGUGGGAAAAAAAAUUCGCCCGCCUCCCGCUUCAAAAUAAAAUGGCGGCCAAAGAGCAAAAUGGUCGUGUGGGGAUGAUAAAGAAACUGCGUCGUUCCGCCUCGGCCAGUGAACAUAAUAUGAGUGAAUUACGAAAUCGCAAGUCCACACAAAAUCUCUUUGAUCAACAUGGAAUCCCGAUUGAUCUGAAACAAUUUCGCAAAGUUCUCGACAAAGAAGAUAAUGGAAGCAAUAAUAACAACAGUUCAGAGAAGAAGACUCGAUACCGUCGCACGCAAAGUGUAACGAGAGCUGAAGAAAUCACGACGAAAUCGGAAAAGCAACGUCUUCAGCAACCAGAUAAAGGCUGUCAUCGGCCCAGAGAUUCUUUAUUCUCAUGGAGUUCAGGUUUCAGUAAUUUUACCGGUUUAGUUAAUUGGGGUUUCCUUCUGCUGACAAUCGGUGGAUUCCGUUUGUGUUUAGAAAACUUAUUAAAAUAUGGCAUUCGGGUAAAUCCUUUGGAUUGGUAUAUCUUCUUAAGCGGCAAAAAUGAAUCCGAAGGACAUGCAUCAUUGUUUUUAAUUCUAUAUUCUUUUGUGCACAUAUCCAUAUGUUUAUUGGUAGAAAAGGGCCUAGCCAUGGAAAUCAUAUCCGAAGGUUUGGGUAUGUUUAUGCAGGUGACAAAUAUUAUUGUGGUCGUUGUACUACCGGUAGUAAUUAUGCAUUUAAAGGGGCACCUAUUCAGUUUAAUGGGUGCAUCCACGGUUUGCUUUUUCUAUUCCAUACUAUUUUUGAAAUUAUGGAGUUAUGUUCAAGUGAACAUGUGGUGCCGUGAAACAUAUCACAUGAAACAAUACAAACCACGGGUGCGUCGACCCAGCAUUACUUUGGCCCAGUUGAAAAAUGGCCAAUUCGGCGAUGACGAAGAAAAAGACGAAGAUGUCCCAGUAUUGGUACAAUAUCCCGAUAAUUUAUGUUAUAGAGAUAUCAUCUAUUUUUUGGCUGCACCUACACUGUGUUAUGAACUGAAUUUCCCAAAAACAACACGCAUUCGUAAACGUUUCUUACUGAAACGUUUAUUGGAAGUUAUUAUUGGGGUAAAUGUGGUUAUGUCUUUAUUCCAGCAAUGGAUUAUACCAUCGGUCAAGAAUUCGUUGAUACCAUUUUCACGUAUGGAAGUUGGUUUGGCUACGGAACGUUUAUUGAAACUGGCUCUUCCCAAUCAUUUGGUGUGGUUGUGUUUCUUUUAUCUAACAUUCCAUUCAUUCUUGAAUGCCACUGGUGAAAUAUUACAUUUUGCCGAUCGCAAUUUCUAUAAUGAUUGGUGGAAUUCGAAUAAUAUUGAUACAUUUUGGAGAACAUGGAAUAUGCCAGUUCAUAGGUGGUGUGUUCGUCACUUGUAUAUACCCGUUGUUAAAAUGGGUUACUCAUCCCGGCAAGCUUCAACUAUUGUCUUUCUAAUCAGUGCCUUCUUCCAUGAAUAUUUGGUAUCAGUGCCAUUACAAACAUAUAAAAUAUGGGCAUUCCUGGGUAUGAUGGGACAAAUACCCCUAUCGGCUAUAUCCAAAGCUGUUGAGCGUGCCUUAGGACCACGUAUGGGCAAUAUUAUUGUUUGGGCCUCAAUAAUAUUGGGUCAACCAUUGUGCAUUAUGAUGUAUUAUCAUGAUUAUGUUAUAACGCAUUAUACCGACUCAUUGAAUAGUACCAUGUAUAGAGAGCUUUAAAGAAAAUUCCAUUAACUAUGUUUUUAUCGAAUUUUUUUGUUAUUGACUGGUACUUAUAGAUAUCCUUUAUAAAGAUAUGCGACGCGUAUAUAUGUACGCUUUUGUAUGUGUAGAGAUUUUAAUGUUAACUUUGAAUAUUAAAAUAGAGUACUCUCGAACACGGUUAUAAAUAACUCUUUGGUAUCAAAUAUUUUCCUUAUAGACCAUUAUAAUUGUAAUGUUCCACAACUGCAAGAAUGUAAACGUUUUUAAUACUAUAACCGAUUUCCCACUUAUGAUAUCGAAAAAAUCGCAAAAACAGUAGAUUCUUGCUGGUACUGGAACAGGCCAAAUAUGUGCAAAUCCUGCAUUUUCUACAAAAAAAUUUUUACAUUACAAUCCUUUAGUUCCUAAAACACAAAAUUCUUUAUAGGCACGUUCGACUGUAUAUUUUAAUUAAGUAAUAAGCGAGUAAUUGUGAAAAUCAUGAUUAACGCUUUAAUUGCAUUUCUGCAUUGUGGCAUUUUUCAAGAAUGAAUUAAGAAAAGAAACUAGAAUGUUAGAAAAUUCCCUUAAUAAUUAUAUUUUCUGAAAAACAAAAACAAAACAAAAUUAGGUUUGAUUUAAUAUAUUUUUUGUACAAAAUUUAUUUGUAGGCAAUAAAAAAUAUCAAAAGGUUGUAAAUAAAUAAAUUAUGUUAAAACUUUUUUAUA
Messenger RNA from Musca domestica (house fly), 2685 nucleotides. It is a transcript of the gene mdy, whose product is annotated as diacylglycerol O-acyltransferase 1. The record is from RefSeq and is a predicted model, not a curated record. Gene Ontology annotation, molecular function: diacylglycerol O-acyltransferase activity. Gene Ontology annotation, cellular component: endoplasmic reticulum membrane. The transcript has 11 exons. Lineage: Eukaryota; Metazoa; Arthropoda; Insecta; Diptera; Muscidae. Bases 233 to 1993 code for a protein of 586 amino acids. Gene Ontology annotation, biological process: triglyceride biosynthetic process.